UACCCGCUGAUGCAAAUGAGACAUUAGUCAGAAUCUACUCAGAAGUGCAGUCUGUUCUGUCCAGGGAGUCAUCCUCUUCCCAGCCUCCUUCGCUCCUCCCCCUGUCCAAUGACCUACGCAGUAUUUGAGCCUUCGGGAGAGUAAAGAAAGCCAGACAUUAGUGAGAGGGUUGGGCGAGACACUGUUACCCUAACCGACUCCUGCUCCAAAACCACUGCAGAUACCCAGGAAGCUUGAACUUUGCCAUCAAGAUUUUGGUCAUCAUCACGCAUUCAGUUAAUUUCACUAUUCAGUUCAUCACUUGAGGUGGAAAAGAUGACUCCAAUAGUGUAUUGGAAGCACUGAUGUUGGUUUCUGAGGAAGAAUUUGCUCCAUGCUUAUUGUUUCUUCAGGUAGUGUUUUUGUUACGCUCUUAGGAGUUUAUUACUGUUUGAUUUUUUGAUUUCCCAACGUUACGCUCCACUGGAAUACCAUCACUCCUUUCUUUGAACUUUCUCAAACCGCCUUCACAAAUGCUGACUGAACCGUAUGGAGCCAUGUCCAUGGGGUCAGAUGUCCGAGAUUUGACCCUCUUACCGCCAGCACCUCCCAUGCCAUCCUUACCAGGAGCUGGUGGCAGCUGUGGAAUGUCUGUUGGCAGCGGCCAAUGGACCCAACUGCUGGACCUCCACCCUGGCUCUCCCUACAGCUCCCUGCCUUCCCACCACUCCCUCAUCAAGCAGGAACCAGGUUGGGGGACCACUGACUCCAUAGAGGACCCUCACUGUGGACUCGGGGCCUUCACAGUGCAUUUCUCAGGCCAGUUUAAAGGGUCAGGCCCCUGUCGGGUUGGGGCCUUCGGAGAACCAACAGCAGGUCAACCCAGAGUGUUUCCCAAUAGAACCUACCUGCCUAGCUGUGUGGACAGUCCCCCUGCACCCAGGAAUCAGGGUUAUGGAGCAGUGGGUUUAGACAGCAACCCCAGUUAUGGUCACACUCCGUCUCACCACACUCCUCAGCUCUCCAGCCUGUCCUUCAAACACGAGGACACGCUCUCACCCCCAAACAACAUAGUUGACCAGCAGUACCCGCCUCCUCCUCCCAUGUUUGGUUGCCACAAUCCUUCAGAAUCCUGUCCGAGCAACCAGGCUCUGCUGCUGAGAAACUACAACAGUGGCCAUACAACCAGCUAUGACAGUGACCCCACAGUCCCACCUCCACCCAUGCUUGUCAGUGCCCAGUACCACAUACACACACACGGUGUCUUCAGAGAACUACAAGAUGUCAGACGGGUACCUGGCAUUGCUCCUCCAGUUGUGAGGUCAUCAGAGCCCAGCGAGAAGCGUCCAUUUGUAUGUGCUUAUCCUGGCUGCAGCAAGAGAUAUUUCAAACUGUCACAUCUGCAGAUGCAUGGCCGCAAACACACAGGAGAAAAGCCUUACCAGUGUGAUUUCACAGACUGUGGCCGCAGAUUCUCUCGCUCAGACCAGUUAAAGAGGCACCAGCGCAGACACACAGGAGUGAAGCCCUUUCAGUGCGAGACAUGUCAGAGAAAGUUUUCACGGUCAGAUCAUCUUAAGACGCACACUCGGACUCAUACAGGUAAAACAAGUGAGAAGCCCUUCACCUGCCGCUGGUCCAACUGUCAGAAGAAGUUUGCCCGCUCUGACGAGCUGGUGCGCCACCACAGCAUGCACCAGAGGAACCUGACCAAGCUGCAGCCUGCCAUCUGAACAGAGAGAAGAGGAGGAGGAGGACGAAGACAGUAUGUUGUGCCAGCUAGUAGGGAAAGACGCCUGGAGCCUGGUCAGUGGUUAUGGUGCCUGGUCAGACUCGCUGCAAUGCUGAGCAAAGCUGAUGCCUCCCUCGGCCAGACAGACGGCGUCAGGAGAAUAGACUCGCUGAUGAUACAGGAGAUCUCCAAGACGCACCUCAACUAGCACUCGCUUAUUUGACCUGAAAACUCAGACUCUGAGAGGGUACAAUACCACAGUAAUUCUGAGCCAAGAAGAAGAUUUUUUUUUUAUGUGAUAUGAGGAAAAUGUUGAUACACUAUUUUGGAAAUUUUAGUACACUUGCACUGGCUUCUUGUUUUAUCGUUAAAAUUGUGUCACCUUGAAAAUGUGCUGGACCAUGUAAACUGGAUUUAGGAAAUGGACAAAUUGUCACUUUUUGUCCAUUAAGUUGAACACAGAGAAUUUUACAGUACACAGGAUACUCACCAAAUUGCUUUGUAUAUACAGUAUUUGUAUUUGCUCACAUUAAUAGACAUUCCUUUUGUAUUUUCUAUUUUUUUGUAAGUUUAUAAAAUGUUGAUUCGCAUCGGUAUCGAGAAUAAAAGUGUGUAUUUGUGUGUGACAGAGACGGAAAGAAGAGGUGUUG
Molecule: messenger RNA, 2361 nt
Organism: Xiphias gladius (swordfish)
Lineage: Eukaryota; Metazoa; Chordata; Actinopteri; Istiophoriformes; Xiphiidae
Gene: wt1b
Product: WT1 transcription factor b
Exons: 8
Coding region: 513-1712 (399 amino acids)
Biological process (GO): regulation of transcription by RNA polymerase II
Cellular component (GO): nucleus
Molecular function (GO): RNA polymerase II cis-regulatory region sequence-specific DNA binding; DNA-binding transcription factor activity, RNA polymerase II-specific
Source: RefSeq, a predicted model, not a curated record